Oncorhynchus keta (chum salmon) is the source of this 1925-nucleotide messenger RNA. RefSeq names its product protein LIAT1-like. The coding region runs from base 475 to 1146 and encodes 223 amino acids. The transcript is spliced from 3 exons. NCBI's taxonomy places the organism in Eukaryota, Metazoa, Chordata, Actinopteri, Salmoniformes, Salmonidae. The record is from RefSeq and is a predicted model, not a curated record.
CACUAUUAAACUCCUGACUCCCUGCAUCUUUGUUACACUCUGACAGCGGGCACUGACUGAAAGAGUCUGAGUUUCCUUGUUAAAUUCCCAAACAUCAGCCAUGACACUCAGAUGUGAAGAGUAAAUUGGAUCCAAAUUGCGUGUCCUCGAGUCUACACUAUAUAUACAGAAAUAUGUGAACACCCAUUCAAAUGAGUGGAUCUGCUAUUUCAGCCACAACCGUUGUUGACAGCUGUAUAGAAUUGAGCACACAGCCAUGCAAACUCCAUAGUCAAGCAUUGGCAGUAAAAUGACCUUACUGAAGAGCUCAGUGACUUUCAACGUGGCACUGUCAUAGGAUGCCACCUUUCCAACAAGUCAGUUUGUCAAAUUUCUACCUUGCUAGAGGUGCUCUGGUCAACUGUAAGUGCUGUUAUUGUGAAGUGUAAAUGUCAAGGAGCAAGAACGGCACAAUAACUGUGCGUCAGGAGCUUCAUGAAAAGGGUUUCCAUGGCCGAGCAGCCGGACACAAGGUUUUCCAUGGCCGAGCAGCCGGACACAAGGGUUUCCAUGGCCGAGCAGCCGGACACAAGGUUUCCAUGGCCGAGCAGCCGGACACAAGGUUUUCCAUGGCCGAGCAGCCGGACACAAGGGUUUCCAUGGCCGAGCAGCCGGACACAAGGUUUCCAUGGCCGAGCAGCCGGACACAAGGGUUUCCAUGGCCGAGCAGCCGGACACAAGGGUUUCCAUGGCCGAGCAGCCGGACACAAGGGUUUCCAUGGCCGAGCAGCCGGACACAAGGUUUUCCAUGGCCGAGCAGCCGGACACAAGGUUUUCCAUGGCCGAGCAGCCGGACACAAGGUUUUCCAUGGCCGAGCAGCCGGACACAAGGGUUUCCAUGGCCGAGCAGCCGGACACAAGGUUUUCCAUGGCCGAGCAGCCGGACACAAGGUUUUCCAUGGCCGAGCAGCCGGACACAAGGUUUUCCAUGGCCGAGCAGCCGGACACAAGGGUUUCCAUGGCCGAGCAGCCGGACACAAGGUUUUCCAUGGCCGAGCAGCCGGACACAAGGUUUUCCAUGGCCGAGCAGCCGGACACAAGGGUUUCCAUGGCCGAGCAGCCGGACACAAGGGUUUCCAUGGCCGAGCAGCCGGACACAAGCCUUAGAUCAACAUGCACAAUGCCAAACGUUGGCUGGAGUGGUGUAAAGCUCACCACCAUUGGAAUUUGGUGCAGUGGAAACGCAUUCUCUGGAGUGAUGCUUCACCAUCUGGCAGUCCGACGGACACAUCUGGGUUUGGCAGAUGCCAGGAGUACGCUACCUGUUCCAAUGCAUAGUGCCAACUGUAAAGUUUGGUGGAGGAGGAAUAAUAGUCUGGGGCUGUUUAUCAUGGUUCAGGCCCCUUAGUUCCAGUGAAGGAAAAUCUUAACACUGCAGCAUACAAUGACAUUCUAUACGGUUCUGUGCUUCUAACUUUGUGUCACCAGUUUGGGGAAGGCUCUUUCCUAUUUCAGCAUAACAAUACCCCAGUGCACAAAACAAGGUCCAUACAGAAUGUAUUUUGUCGAGAUGGGUGUGGAAGAACUUGACUGGGCUGCACAGUGUCCUGACCUCAACCCCAUCGAACACCUUUGGGAUGAAUUGGAACACUGACUGUGAGCCAGGCCUAAUCGCCCAACAUCAGUAUUCGACCUCAGUAAUGCUCUUGUGGCUGAAAGGAAGCAAGUCCCUGCAGCAAUAUUCAAACAUGUUGUGGAAAGUCUUCCGAGAAGAGUGGAGGCUGUUAUAGCAGCAAAGCGGGGAGCAACUCCAUAUUAAUGCCAAUGAUUUUGGAAUUAAAUAUUCGAAGAGCAGGUGUCCACAUACUUUUGGUCAUGUAGUGUAUAUUUCCAUUCACAUUUUAGUCAUUUACCUUAUGCUUUUACACAGAGUGGAUUGCAAAAAG